This is a messenger RNA of Wasmannia auropunctata (little fire ant), 3894 nucleotides long. It is a transcript of the gene Sec31, whose product is annotated as protein transport protein Sec31A. Bases 155 to 3853 code for a protein of 1232 amino acids. The transcript is spliced from 15 exons. Gene Ontology annotation, biological process: endoplasmic reticulum to Golgi vesicle-mediated transport; COPII-coated vesicle cargo loading; endoplasmic reticulum organization. Gene Ontology annotation, cellular component: COPII vesicle coat; endoplasmic reticulum exit site. Gene Ontology annotation, molecular function: structural molecule activity; protein binding. The record is from RefSeq and is a predicted model, not a curated record. Lineage: Eukaryota; Metazoa; Arthropoda; Insecta; Hymenoptera; Formicidae.
AAGGGAGGGCGGCACUGCUGACGGUUCGCGUGCAGCAGCACGCCACGUUGGAAGGCUCGAUUUGACGGGUCGUCGCAUCUCGCCGGACCCCCGCGUGUCAGCCGUUUUGCCCGAGGAAUCUCCCUGUUUACGGCCACUCGGACGACGAGCCAAGAUGAAAGUCAAGGAGCUGCUGAAGACAGUGAACGUAGCAUGGUCCCCUUCGGCUCAGCAUCCCAUCAUGCUGGCUGCCGGGACGGCGGCGCAGCAGUUGGACGCCAGUUUCAGUACCUCGGCCAGUUUAGAUCUGUACUCGCUGAAUCUACAGCAGCCAGGGUACGAGAUGGAGCUCCAGGCUAGCGUCCCUAGUGAUCACAGGUUUCACAAAAUUAUCUGGGGAUCCUAUGGAAAUAAUCCGGCAGGCAUAAUCGUCGGCGGUUGCGAGGAUGGGACUAUAAAGCUGUAUUCUGCUGCAAAGUUAUUGGCCAGAGAUAGUAACUGUCUGAUAAACAGCCCUCACAGGCACGCCGGUCCUGUCAGGGCAAUGGACUUCAAUCCUUUUCGAGAGGAAAAUCAACUGGCCACAGGUGCAACAGAAAGCGAGAUCUUUAUUUGGGAUAUUAAUACAAACACGCCGACAACCCUCUCCAGAAGCCAACAGUCAGAAGACGUUCAGCACAUUGCCUGGAACAGACAAGUACAUUUGAAGGACAUUCUUGCUUCCACAUUUUCACAAUGCUGCGUUAUAUGGAACGUGAAGGAAAAGAAGCCAAUAUUCAAAUUGACGGAUGCAAAUUCAAGGGUACGCUGGAAAGUUGCCCAGUGGCAUCCAGAUAUUGGAACGCAAUUGUGCUUGGCAUCUGAAGAUGAUCAAACGCCUAUCAUUGAAUUGUGGGACGUGAGGGUUCCAACGUCACCUUUGAAAACUCUGCAAGGUCAUCAGCGUGGUGUUCUUUCGAUCGCAUGGAAUCCGCAAGAUGCUGAUUUACUCCUGAGUUGUGCCAAGGACAACCGAAUCUUGUGCUGGAAUCCUAAUUCAAGUGCAUUGAACGGCGAGGUGAUAUGCGAGUUAGCUCAAACAGCUCAGUGGAACUUUGAUGUGUCUUGGUGCCCGAGGAAUCCAGGAUUGAUUGUUGGCAGUAGUUUCGAUGGUCAUGCUGUUGUCUAUUCUUUAUUAGGUGGACAACGGCAAGAAACACCUAAAAUCGGGGAUUCGUUCCCAGGAGUGGAUCCGUUCACCCAAUCGACAGUACAAACAGGAACGACGGCAGUAUUAACGAAAGCACCUAAAUGGUUAAAAAGGCCAUUUGGAGCAUCAUUCGGAUUUGGUGGUAAAUUGUUGAUUUUCGAGAAUCAGCCCGCUGAUCCGAACUUAAACAAGAAAGCGAAUAGGAAAGUUAUUAUAUCACAAGUAAUCGUACAACCCAGUCUCAUUCAACGUUCCAACAAAUUGAAGGCGACACUGGAAACUGAGCAAUUUAGUGAGUUUUGUAAGGAAAAGAUGGAUAAGUCCCCGGACGAACAUACCAAGAAGGUCUGGAGAUGUGUACGUGCCUACUUUGAUGAAAAUGUGACAAAGAGCAUAUUGGAGAUAUUGGGCUACAAUAUCGAGACAAUGAAUAAUAAGCUGAAUCAGUUUGUGCCUCCGAACGAUAUAAACAGUAUCAUAGAUGGUGUCUCUAAUCUUAACAAUGCAAUAAAUGGAAAUGUUAUGGUCGGCAGUACUGCAUUUGAUGCUGUACAAGACCAAAGCAAAAAUGUGUCAAAUAAGUUUGCAGAUAGUACUUACGUUAUAAAUACUUCCGAUGAUGAAGAUGGUCUUAUUACUCAAGCCAUCAUCUCAGGAAAUAUUGAGGCCGCUGUAUCUUUGUGCUUUACUAGCAAAAGAUACGCCGAAGCUAUAAUUCUUUCGAUGGCCGCUGGUCCCGAUCUACUGGCACGUACCCAGUGCAGAUACUUUUCAGAGCACUCCAGUGCAUUAAAUUCUCUCAUCAAUUCAUUAGUUAGCGAAAAUUGGGCAGAGGUUGUUACGAACAGUGAUCUAAAGUGUUGGAAGGAGGCACUAGUUGGCAUAUUUACACAUUCGCUUCCACAGGAACGGUCUAUCUUGUGCGACAUGCUGGGCGAUCGCUUGGUGUCGUCUGAAAAUCCCGUUCUCAAGAAGCAAGCGCAAAUUUGUUACAUUUGCUCCGGUAAUUUGAACAGACUGAUUGAAGUGUCCGACGCUGACAUUCAAGAAGUGGUAGAACUGGUCGUGAUAAUGCAGAAAGCCUUGGAACUCCAAGGCAUCAGGGAAGUUCAGAUAAACGACAAAAUUGCUACUGUGCUGUCUCAGUACGCGGAGAUGCUGGCGGCAGAGGGCGAUCUAGAAUCCGCCUUGAACUAUCUCGGGAACAGCCAAGAGCAACGAGUCUCGAUGCUGCGGGAUCGUCUGUGUAAAGCUUUAAGUUACAUGCAAGAACAGAGGUACGUUGCGAAACCUGCGGCUCAGAAUUACUACGAACAGCCGCGAAGGGUGCCGCAAGGCCAUCCGCUGCAGCAACAGCAAACGUUGCAACAAACGACAUCUGCGCAGAACUGGAACACGAAUCCGCUGAAGCAAACUUACGGGGCACCCACGAAUCAGUUCAACGCCCAGCCGACUCAGCUGUACGGAAUGCCCCCGCCUCCUCAAUCUCAAAUGCAGUCUACAAUCUACGAUCAAUACUCUACAUCACACUCGUACAAUCAGGCCCCGAUAGCGCAGCCUCUUCCUCCACCUCCACCGACAUCCGCUUCGAAUUUGAGCGGCUCGAGACCGUCCAGUGUCGGACCGCAAUCGAGAACAAAAUAUCUGGUAGAUCCGUCUGUGAAAUCCACCCCGUCGUACGGUCAGACUGCCUUCCCGCCGUCGAAUCCGCUGUACAAUUCUCAGCAAGUCCCACCUGUCCCCGGCUACCCUCAGAAUUCAUAUCAACCCCAGGUUCCUGUGCCGGGUAACGUUUAUCCCAGUCAACCGCCAAGUUUCAUGAAUACUCCUAAGGAACCGGAACCGUACAAGCCGCUUCAGCCAAACAUAAUGACGCCGCUGCAAAAUGUGCCACAGACCCAGAUGUACGAUCCUGUUAGAUCCCAGCCUACUUCGCAAACGCAGGCAUACGGGAACGAAAAUGCGUAUCCAUUACCGCCGCAAUCGUCCGGAUGGAACGAUCCGCCCAUUGCGAAAAGCAGAGCACAGCCAGUACUGGCACUAUACUGCGAAAUGUCUGCGGAACAUUCUGGUACUAAGAAGUGGAAGGCAAAACAUUCAAAGGGUGUAGACGUUAAGUCGAAAACGGACUAUCAACUACAAAAUCCAAUAAUGCAUCCAUUUCAAACUAAUCAACCAGAAUCGAAUCCAUUACCUCAAGACAACUUCUAUCCGGAACCUCCCGCAGUUUAUAAUCCGCAAUUCAGGCAAGGCGUGCCGAAUACGGUACCACUUAACAAACCAAUUGAACCAAUGCAACCUGCGAUGCCUGCAAGGGUUGCAGAACCUGAAAAACCUAAAGCACCUAUACCCGAGCAACAUUUGCAUUUAAAAACGAUAUUGGAUGAAUUAAAAAAUCAAUGUUAUGAAAAUGCAAAAAAUCCGCAAAUCAAAAGGAAGAUAGAAGAUGUGUCAAAGAAACUGGAAGUGUUAUACGAUUGCCUUAGAGAAAAUAAGUUAUCUCAGAAUACUUUGCAAGUCUUACAUCAAAUAUCACAGAUGAUUCAAAAUGGCAAUUAUACGGGCGGAUUGGACUUACAUACGCAAUUAGUAUCAGGACCAGAUUUUAGUCAAAUAGCUUCCUUUAUGCCCGGAAUUAAAGUAUUGCUUCUAAGUGCCCUUCAAUUGAGCGUUUACAUUAGAUAGAAUGCAAUAAUCUACAUUGUUCAUAUAUUCAUCAUGAAUUU